Messenger RNA from Planococcus citri (citrus mealybug), 1996 nucleotides. RefSeq names its product cytoglobin-2-like. Gene Ontology annotation, molecular function: oxygen carrier activity; heme binding; oxygen binding. The coding region runs from base 330 to 944 and encodes 204 amino acids. The transcript has 5 exons. NCBI's taxonomy places the organism in Eukaryota, Metazoa, Arthropoda, Insecta, Hemiptera, Pseudococcidae. Gene Ontology annotation, biological process: response to hypoxia; oxygen transport. The record is from RefSeq and is a predicted model, not a curated record.
CGCCAGUGGAAGUUCAGUUACCACGUGAAUGCUUUCUAGAUUGGUCCUUUCAUCAUUUACGACAACAGAAUUACGUUUCAAUUCGCGAUCGUAUCGUAUAAUGUGAGAUAAAAAAAAUUUUCGAUUUCGUGUUGUUUAUACAUAUUUAAUUUUCAUUACGAGUUAUCCAUAGUUGUAAUGAAAAAUCUGAAAUUUAUUAAUUGACUGUAUCGGAAUCGGUGGUUUUCUUAUAAGUGAUUAAUUAUCGUAACGACGACGAAGACGACGACGAAGAGGACGAGAUCUUUUGCAACAACAACGAAGACGACGAAGAUAAAAGAAAAAAAAUUAUGGGUAAUACGGGAUUAAGUCGCAGGAAUUCGUUAUUCAUGAAGCAGGAUUCGCAAGGCGAACGAAGGAUGACGGUAUCAAGUCGUCAAAAUACAUUAUUAGAAGAAGAAGUCACCGUCAAGAAAAGCGUUCCUUUUGCCGAACCAUUAACGGAUCGCCAAAAGCAGCUGUUAGUCGACACAUGGAAAAUUCUCGAAGAGGAUAUAGCAAAAGUUGGCGUAAUUACUUUCAUCAGUUUAUUUGAAACCCAUCCAGAUGUCCAACAAGUUUUCAUGCCAUUUAGCGGAAUAGAACUAGAAGAACUGAAACAAAGUAAACAGCUACGAGCACACGCAUUAAGAGUUAUGGCUUUUGUACAGAAAGCAGUGGCUAGAUUAUAUGAGCCAGAUAAAUUAGACGCUUUGUUACGAGACCUCGGCAAGAAGCAUUACGGCUACGGAGCGAAACAAAAUUACGUUGAUCUCAUUGGACCCCAAUUUAUUCAAGCAAUACAGCCGUCUCUGGAGAACCAGUGGAAUGCGGAAUUAGACGAAGCUUGGACGAAACUAUUUCAAUAUAUUGCCCACGUUAUGAAAGAUUCUAUCGCAACAGAAGAAUUUUAUAAUAAGAAAUAAUACCUACCAUUUCAUUAUUUAAAAAAAAAAAAAAAAAAGUGUUGUUUGUUAUACUUAUAUAGUUUUUAUUUAUUAGAACGAUGAAUGUUAUUAUUUUCAUCAUACCUAAUUCGACAAUGUACGAUAUGAUUCUAUUUUGCCCCAUUCCCUUUUACCUACCCUCCUCUCUGUUUGUCCUAUAAUCCGUGUAUCUACAUAUUAAACCGUGUUGUAGUUUGAUUAAAAAUUUCAUCGUUUUUGGUGUUCGCGUGAUCGAAUCAAGCUGCACGAAAUCACGAAUAUUUAAUUUAUUGAACAUAUUGCGUAUAUCUACCUACCUUUUAAAACAGAAGUGUUGAUUUGUAAAAUUUUGUGCUUUGUGUAAAUUAUUAUUUCCAUUUUAUCGUAUUAUACUUAUUGUUUUUUUUUUUUUUUUUCGUUAAUGAGAUACAAAUUAAACACGAAAUUAUCGUACCUACGUUUUAGAAUAAAUUAAAUGAAUCUCAUGUAUAUUUAAAUAUCUACCUACCUACCUACCUAUCUACUAUUCCCCUACAAUGGUAGAAAAUUUAUCAUAGAAUGUUUGAUGUACUUACUCGUAUACUACAAAAAAAAAAGUUGGAAAAUUGUAUAAACUGAUUUAUAUGCACAUCAAUACUUGAUUUAUUUCCUGUGUGGUUUUCCUUUUGUGGUCAAAAAAAAUAGGGUUACCCUUUCUCUCCAUAACUUUACGCCUUAUUUAUUCAACUUUUUCAUUCGAUUUGUGGUAGUAUUUGUAAUAUGGUAGAAAGUUGAACAUUUCUACGACGCGACGUAUGCUGAACUAAUGCUAAACUAUUUACGAUAUUUUUGCUCGUUUACAGUUGAAAAAUUGAUAUUGUACUGAGCUUAAUAUUUCAAGUAUUUUCCCCGUAAAUUCUUUCAAUUGUAGUUUUAUUUUAAAGUGUAAAAAAUCACACCUAAAUAUUGGGAAUUUUUUUUUUGUGUGUACUGUUGUAGUUCGAUUAUAUUCUGAAGCCGUUCUGCUGGUUGUGUUUUAUUUAUUGUUUCUUGAAAUAAAAAAUGUUCAGUGA